This is a messenger RNA of Nematostella vectensis (starlet sea anemone), 2777 nucleotides long. RefSeq names its product nicotinamide phosphoribosyltransferase. Gene Ontology annotation, molecular function: nicotinamide phosphoribosyltransferase activity. The coding region runs from base 87 to 1514 and encodes 475 amino acids. NCBI's taxonomy places the organism in Eukaryota, Metazoa, Cnidaria, Anthozoa, Actiniaria, Edwardsiidae. Gene Ontology annotation, biological process: NAD+ biosynthetic process. The transcript has 18 exons. The record is from RefSeq and is a predicted model, not a curated record.
CCCCCCACACACACACACACACACACACACGCUCCUCACUAACCGUAAUUUGGCCGUGAGGGGGCUGGUGGAAGACAUGUUCCAAAAUGGCGGCAUGUUUAGAGUUUGAAAACAUUCUUCUUGUCACGGAUUCGUACAAGGUCUCCCAUCACAGACAAUAUCCAGAUGGGACGUCCACAGUCUUCUCCUAUUUUGAGAGCCGUGGAGGAAAGUUUCCAGAAGUGUGCUUCUUUGGCCUUCAAUAUAUUAUCAAGAAAUGGCUCUUAGGUAAGGUAGUCACAGAAGAGAAAAUCCAGGAAGCUAAAAGUCUAUACAAGCUGCAUUUUGGCUCAGAAAUAUUCAAUGAAGAGGGGUGGAGAUACAUACUGGAGGAGUAUGAUGGACACCUGCCAAUCAGAAUAAGAGCCAUCCCAGAAGGAACAGUUGUCCCUGUUAAAAAUGUGCUAUUCACAGUGCAGAAUACAGACUCCAAAUGCUUCUGGUUAACAAACUGGGUGGAGACGGUAUUGGUACAAUGCUGGUAUCCUACUACAGUAGCAACAACAUCUAGAGCCCAGAAGCAGAUUAUAGCUCAGUAUCUUUCAGAGACUGCAGAUUCUUUAGAAGGACUUCCCUUUAAACUUCAUGAUUUUGGCUUUAGGGGAAGUACGUCAGUUGAGUCUGCCUCAAUAGGAGGAGCUGCCCAUCUUGUCAACUUUUGUGGCACAGACACGAUAGCUGGUAUUGUUAUGGCAAGGAAUUAUUACGGUUGUGAGAUGGGAGGUUUCUCAGUCCCAGCUGCAGAGCACAGCACGAUCACCACAUGGGGUAAGGAUGGAGAAGUUGAUGCUUUUCGGAACAUGUUACUCAAGUUUCCUACAGGUAUUAUGGCAUGCGUCAGUGAUAGUUAUGAUAUCUGGAAUGCGUGCACAAACAUCUGGGGGCAGCAGUUGAAGGAACUAGUGGUCAGCAGGGAAGGCAAAGGCACUCUAGUGGUACGACCUGACUCUGGGGAUCCUCCAAAGGUUGUUGUUAAAGUUCUGAAUCUGCUGGGUAAAGCCUUUGGUACAGUAAAAAAUUCCAAAGGCUUCCAUCUUCUCCCUCCAUAUAUACGAAUUAUCCAGGGGGAUGGGAUAAGCUACGAGACUCUUGGCACCAUACUAGAGAAUAUGAAAAGAAACAAAUGGAGCGCGGACAAUAUCGCCUUUGGGAGUGGAGGGGCACUUCUACAGAAAAUGGACCGGGACACACAGAAGUUCGCGUACAAAUGCUCGUAUGCUGUAGUUAAUGGAAAGGGGGUAAAUGUUUUCAAGCAGCCUAUUACCGAUCUCGGCAAGAAAUCAAAGAAAGGCCUACUGUCACUGGAACUCGACGAUCAGGGGAAUUACUGUACGGUGCAGGAAGGCAAAGGUGACCCUGACAAGGAUCUGCUUGUCACUGUCUUCGAGAAUGGAAAGCUCAUGAAGGAAUACACGUUUGACGAAGUUAGGAAAAUUGCAGAAAUCCCCAUUGUCCGACAGAAGGCAUCGCAUUGAGGAGUUAAUUGUUUGAGAAAAAGAAAACGUCAUGGUAAAAUUGAUGGUUUUUGAUCGGGGUUUGUUAUGAAGAAAAUGUUCGUAACAACUGGGACAUUGCAGUUUCGUGUUCACUCCUUACUUUUCCGUCCUCAAUAAGUUUCGUAACCCACCCUUCCAAGUAUAACUUAAUUUCACAAGUUACGUUAAAAAUGGAAUCACGUGUCACGAUAUGACUAAACAAUGGCUUCACGUGUCAAGCUAUGCCUAAACAAUGGAAUCACGUGUCACGCUAUGCCUAAACAAUGGAAUCACGUGUCACGCUGUGCCUAAACAAUGGAAUGACGUGUCACGCUUUGACUAAACAAUGGCUUCACGUGUCACGCUGUGCCUAAACAAUGGCUUCACGUGUCACGCUAUGCCUAAACAAUGGAAUCACGUACUACGCUGUGACUAAAUAAUGACAUCACAUGUAUGUCGCUAUGGCUAAACAAUGACAUCACAAAAUGUCUCGUUGGAUUACAUCAUAAGGCGUCAAGCAAGUUGUCAAUUGAAAGCUAACACUGAAUUUGACUUUCACAUCCAAUCAUUAGCUGGUAAUUGGAGUAGUUGGAAUAUGGCAUCAAUCAGGGGUCACAGAAGGUCACGCAAGAACACGUAAGGUCACAGCAGUCGCUGUUAGGCCGGAAGCACAAGAUAAAGACAAGAAACCCCUCCAACCAGAUGACGGGCUUCCUGUUUAAUUCGAUCGCGAAAGCGAGGCUUUGACAUGUUGCUUACACCUUAUUCACAACUUCUUGCUUGUUUGAUUUCUCUUGAAGCUUAAAGGCUGGUUUAGACAGCACAAUUUAGUCGUAUGCGGCCUGCCUACGACGACAUGUCUUGCCCUGAAUUACACACUACGACGUUUGUAGGCUGAUUUACACUCCUCUACGACUCGAGUUGUAGAAGUGUUGUAGGUAAAUCGCAUACGACUAAAUCGUGCUGUCUUAACCAGCCUUUACACGACUUGAAAGCAGUGAUUUGUUAAAACAAAAUCAAAAGUUUCAAAAGGUUGAAAUGAGCGACUUAAGUACCUUAAAUACCUAACUUAAAUUGGGGGAGGACCUUAAAAUUAAAUACAAGCUUUAGGGAAGUGCUUUUUAACUGUAGUACUUUCCGGGCCAACUGAAAGUCUGAUUCCUUGAUCACUGGAAGUAGGAUACAUUGUCAUCGAAUCCAAAUAUUAUUGAAAUUUGUGUAGAAAAUUAAACUCUAACCGAAUAAAAUAUUCCUAACCCUAAA